GCAUGGAAUCACCCUUUUGUGACCAGGAUUGCAGCCAAGUGAAGCUGAUCUUGUCAAGGACCCGGAUCCUGUCCAGGAGAAGGAGUACAGCUGCCAGGAUCGCUGAUGAGAGCUGAAGAGCAAAGCAACGGACCCUACAGUACCGCACGUGUGUUGGAUCAGUCUUUGUUCAGUUCGCAGUCACCAGCUGAGGCAGAGCAGACCCGGGUCGGUGAGACAGAGCGUGCCUAAAUACUUGAGAUUGAGAUCAAACCUGCCGGUAGUUAGUUAGUGUUGCUGAGUGGCAGGCUACCAAGAAUUUCUGUUUGUUUAUCCCAAAGACUUAUCAGUUAAAGUUUUAGAACCGGAGAACAGAGAGGACUUCACCAUAAUCACUGAAUAGGCCGCCAGUGACAAAACAUGGAGGCUUCAUCUACUAUAUGGAUCUGGAUGUGGUUGAAACAAAAUGCUCUGUCCUGAGUGGGAAAUCGUGGAAAGAGUGUAGCAAUGAUAACAUUUCAUUCCCUGAAAUGGUAUCUGGUCACUGUAAAGUCAUCACUUUCAUAUCCAAGACAUCGAGAAGUCAGAGACUCUUGAAUUAUAAUUGCACCCUUGGCACAGUUCCUUCUAGGACAGUUGCUCGUAUUUGCGUAGCCUGCCCCUUUUUAAUGAGCAAUACCGCCCCAUACAUAAAAGCAAAGGCUAAUCGUGUCAUCCAGCAGUUUAAUGAAGACAGCAAUAAGACGCAUCAUUUCAAAGUGGAUAAAAUUGAAAGAGUGAGAACACAGUAUAAGUAUGGACAAUUGUAUUUCUUCGAAUUAAUCAUAAAGGAAACUGAGUGUUUGAGAACACAAGCUUAUGUAAAUCUUGAUGAUUGCGUGUUCCGUGCAGACAAGGAUGCACAUGUUGGUUUCUGCACAGGAGGUGUUUACCACACACCUGAAAGGCAAGAAAAGUAUUACGUGUCCUGUGAAAUCUACAACCCAAGGGUUGAUAAAGACUAUGAUGAUCAUAGACAUCGGCUUUGUGGUCAUGGACCAGAUAGAUCAAAUAAUGAACGAGGAGAAGAAAAUACCACAGUCCCAGGCGCAGAUGCAGCAGAAGAAAUGCAAAAAGGUGCUGGGGAGGCGGGAAAAGGCAAAGAGGCACCUGGCAAUUGUGAGCAUGGGCGAUGCCCACUCCACAGGGGUCAUAAACAUCAUCGUUGCCGACAUGAAAAAAGAUCAAAAAGUUCACUUGGGAUUUACUAUCUUUUUGCUGUGGGAGAGUGUGUACCACAUCCUACCAUUGUCCACCAACCUCAAAAAUAUAAAAAGCCUGGGAAGCAUGGAAAGUUUGAUUAUAUAGAAUUUCCAAGUGAACAAUCAAAACUGAAAACAUGUCCAGGUGAACCAAUGGUAGAAUUACCACAAAUUGUUCAAGAUUGUCUUUUUAAAUAAUAUAGAGCAACAGCAUUUGUCUACUAUAUAUGUUAAAAAGAGCAACAAUAAACAUUUAUGAAACAAAAAA
Molecule: messenger RNA, 1488 nt
Organism: Bufo gargarizans (Asiatic toad)
Lineage: Eukaryota; Metazoa; Chordata; Amphibia; Anura; Bufonidae
Product: fetuin-B-like
Exons: 7
Coding region: 420-1418 (332 amino acids)
Biological process (GO): negative regulation of endopeptidase activity
Cellular component (GO): extracellular region
Molecular function (GO): cysteine-type endopeptidase inhibitor activity
Source: RefSeq, a predicted model, not a curated record